AUGUUUGGUGCAAAUGAAUCGCUUUUCAGCUUGCGGUACAAAUGUUUGCAGAUGAGUAAAAAUCCACAGGAGGACCUGGUAUCAUAUGCAGCCAGAGUCAAUGCGCACUGUGAAAAGUUCAGGUUGGCAGAACUUUCAGUAGAUCAGUUUAAGUGUCUCAUCUACGUGUUCGGUUUACAAUCGCAUACUGAUGCUGAAAUACGUAUAAAAACAUUAGCAAAACUUGAAGAAAAUGCACAGCAGACUUUGAAUUCGCUUGUAAGCCAUGCGCAAAAGUUUAUCAAUUUAAAAAAAGAUACAGCAAUGGUAGAGGAAACAAAAGCCAUCAUUACCAACGCAAUACAUACAAGUGCACGCCAAAGCAAGAACGACACAAAUAAAAAUAACAAAACAAAUAAAGCAAAGAUUCCGAAAACGCCAUGUUGGAAUUGCGGAGAAAUGCAUUACUCAAAUUACUGUCCAUACCGUAGUCAAAAAUGUAAGCAGUGCAAUAAAUACGGUCAUAAGGAUGGGUAUUGUAAUUCAUACAGUGCCAACAAAGGAAAAACCACUAAACAACAGCGACAUAAGCAGCAGGUAAACAAGGGCCAGAACCAUAGGCUACAAGUCAAUUCGAUAACGCAUGUUACUCGACGAAAAUGCGCAACAGUCACCAUAAAGCCGGUAGCAGCCGCAAAUUCAGCAUUUCCGCCAUAUGAUGUCAAAAUGCAGGUAGACACAGCCUCAGACGUAUCAUUAAUUGGAAAGUCAACAUGGAUGAAAAUGGGUCAACCUGGUACUCGUUUGGUCAACAAAUACGUCACCAGCGCUUCAAAGGAUAAAAUUCAGCUAAUAGCCGAAUUUCCUUGUGAAGUUCGGUUAAACGGGGAAGUACAGCAUUGUAAAUUACUCGUAACAAAUAUUGAUUCCUUGCACGUCUUAGGUGUUGACUGGUGUGAUAUUUUCCGCCUGUGGGAAAAACCUCUCAAUCUCAUCUUUAACAGUAUAAAUUCGGCAGAAGUUCAACAAGCUACGCUGUUAACAAAGCUACAACAAGAUUAUGCAGACAUUUUCAAGCCAACUUUAGCAAAAUGUAGCACAGUUACAUCAACAUUGUACUUGAAACCAGAUGUACAACCAGUCUUUCGUGCUAAAAGACCAGUAGCAUAUUCCAUGUUACCGUUGAUUGAAGAAGAACUAGACAGAUUGCAGCAUCUAUUCGUUAUUACUCCAGUAGAUUUUUCCGAAUGGGCAGCACCCAUCGUUGCAGUAAAGAAGCCAUCUGGCAAAGUUCGUAUCUGUGGGGAUUAUUCGUCAGGACUAAACGCAUGUUUAGAGCCACAUCAGUAUCCUCUGCAUACUCCAGAAGAAAUUUACGCAAAAGUCGCGGGAAGUCAUUGCUUCUCAGUGAUAGAUUUAUCAGAUGCAUAUCUUCAAGUACCUGUCACGUCAGAGUCAGCCAAGUUACUCACCAUUAAGGGCCGUUUGAACCAUGUCUAG
This is a messenger RNA of Rhagoletis zephyria (snowberry fruit fly), 1479 nucleotides long. RefSeq lists its product as uncharacterized. Lineage: Eukaryota; Metazoa; Arthropoda; Insecta; Diptera; Tephritidae. The record is from RefSeq and is a predicted model, not a curated record.